Molecule: messenger RNA, 1014 nt
Organism: Eutrema salsugineum
Lineage: Eukaryota; Viridiplantae; Streptophyta; Magnoliopsida; Brassicales; Brassicaceae
Exons: 4
Coding region: 1-1014 (337 amino acids)
Source: RefSeq, a predicted model, not a curated record
AUGGCAAAGUUUGGGGUAGGUCCCUCGAAGCCUCGAAGCUCCCGAAAGGUUAAAAAGAAGAAACCGGAUCCGCCUGUUCGCGAUCCGCUCCCGCCGGUUCCCAAAGACAUCGCUCAGACCAAGGAAAUACUUGCUGCCCGUAAAGUUAAUUGGACGAAGCAUUUCUCGUUCGGGAGAGUCGAGAAAGCGAGAGCCUUACUUGCCGGAGCCCCUGUUAGUUCGGAUUCUUCUACUUCGUCGGACGACACAAUCGGGAGAAUGGUACGUUUAUCUAUCCGCGACAAAAAGGAGAGAGCCGACAAGGAACAGGCAAGCGGAGCCCAAGAGAACGAGAUGUCGACCGUCGAGGCCAAGCCGACCCCUUCGGCGCUUAACGAGCACAAAGGCGGCUUGACUCGGAAGCGUUCUUCCUCGGAAGGUGACAAGGAAAAAGAGAUUGCCGCGCCAAAGAAAAGGCGCACAAUACUGAUAGACGGAGAAGUCGCUCCUUCAAUCGUAAAUGAUGCUUCCGCUUCGGCAACUCUCCUAUCGAAGAUCAACAACAAAGGGGUUCGGCUACCACCCGCGGAUUUGCUUAUAAAAGCGAAGUCUUACGCGAGUAUGUCGCAGCGAGGCACCAAGCUGGAUGCUCGCAAGGAUCAACGACGAAUUGAUGAGGCGAGGAAGGACGCUGUCACGCUUUUGACAAAAUUGGAUGAGGCCGAGCGGAAAUUUUCCUCUGCUAUGGCUCAGGCUAAAGCUCGGAUCAAAGCUCUCGAGACGGAGAAGAAGACGUUGAAGGACGAGUGUGUUAAGGCCACCGAUAUGGCUGUUCGUCUCGAGGAAUCAAGAGCUAAGAAGGAUACCGAUAUCGCUUCUUUGCAAAGGCAAUUGACCGAGAAAGACGCUCUUCACGAGGCGAACAUCAAGAGAGCAGUAAAAUCUGCGAGGAGGGACCUGACCGAGAAGAUGCGAGGCCGUCUUAGCAGCGCGGACGAUGCAAAGGACAGUCAGUUGAAUCUUGCGCAGAUUUGA